Molecule: messenger RNA, 1194 nt
Organism: Neospora caninum
Lineage: Eukaryota; Apicomplexa; Conoidasida; Eucoccidiorida; Sarcocystidae
Product: putative phosphatase
Exons: 2
Coding region: 1-1194 (397 amino acids)
Biological process (GO): protein dephosphorylation
Cellular component (GO): nucleus
Molecular function (GO): protein tyrosine phosphatase activity
Source: RefSeq, a predicted model, not a curated record
AUGAACGCAUCGCAUGGCCUGUCUGGUCUCGAAUCUCGUAGCAUCCGAGAGCGCAGAGCCAGUCGCGUGCGUCGGUCUUCCGUCUCGCACAUGGGGAAGAGCGAGGCCUGUCUCAGCACGAACAACCCGGAACGCACGCGAGGGGGUAGCCUUGUCGACUGCGAGCGCCGCACGCGCAGCGAGAAGCCCAGCGUGGAGCCUCUGCGGCCAACCCGCGAGAGCAGCCACGCAAGGAAACGCGAGGUGGACCGGAAGCGGCCGGACGGCGAAGGCGCGUCUCUGAGCCCCCGGAGCAACGGGGCCGGCAGCGAGUGCAGCACACGCAGCUGCGAGAGCCACGAGAAAGUCGGUCGCACGCUGAGUGGCGAGUCGACUGGGAAGGACGGAGCGUCUCCAGCGCGUCCAGUCGGGACUGCACGGCGGAGAAGCAACGAAGAGGAACGCGAAGUUCGAGGGGAAGUUCGUGAAGUCCGGGAAGACCAAACAGGUCUGCGGGCGAAGAGAGGCAAGGGCGAAGCAGUUCGCGGGGAUCGAGUGUCGGGAAGCCCAUGCACUACGGUUGCGACCGUUUCGCCUGUCGGGACAGCGCGCCGCAGCCACUCGGGGAGUCAGUCGAGCGACAAGCGGCCGGGGGCGAAGCAGCCUCCUCUGCACAAAGUCGGUUCUUCGUCUUCGAGUCUCAGCAAAACGAUGGCGCCGACGGUGAUGAACACGCCGACCCGCAUUGAGGCUGGCCGACAAAAGUUCUUGAUUUUCGACGCACCGAGCCAGGAGAACCUGCCGGCGUACAUUGAGGAGAUGCGCGCCUACGAGGUCACCGAUCUGGUGUGCACCUGCGAACGAACGUAUGACGACAAGACCGUGCUGGCGUCGGGGAUUCGCCCGCACGAAAUGAUCUUCCCCGACGGCGAGGCGCCUCCGGACGACGUCAUCGACGACUGGCUCACGCUGUGCAACUCCGUCUCGCAGCAGAAGGGAGCCAUCGCCGUCCACUGCGUAGCCGGCCUCGGACGCGCUCCAGUCCUUGUCGCCAUCGCCCUCAUCGAAAAAGGCAUGGAUCCCAUGGACGCCAUCAUGUUCAUCCGAGAAAGACGAAAGGGGGCGAUCAACCGGCGCCAGCUGCAGUUCUUGAAGGGUUACAAGCGUCGCAGCCACUACAAGAAAUGCUGCGGAGGCGGGUGCAAACUCAUGUGA